AUGGUAUCCGCGCAAGUCUUCAUGGGCGCAGCCUCCUUUGGAUGGCCACCGCCCAGAAGCUGGGACGACGCUGCUGAGAACAACGCUCCUUGCGGAUCUUCCGAGGAUCCAAGUGACAGAAUGAACUUUACAAACCAUGAAGGGUUCGUGAUUCUUUUGACGCAAGCCAAGGCUUGGGACCUUCGACUGGGCGUCUCAACCUAUUCGCAUCCCCAAAACAAUUCCCAUUUCAAGCCCCUUUUGGAGUACGUAUCUAUCGCCGAGGUCGAUGCUGGCAUCACCUGCAUCAACGUGCCCGACGCUCCACCACUCGUCAGACCAGGUCAUCCAGCUACUCUGCAGCUCAAGUACGUGUCCAACUACGGCUUGCCCUUCGGUAACAAGACUUUCUAUGUCUGUGCCGAUAUCAACUAUGUAGCUUCCAAUGACGUCCCAUAUCGGCUCCCGUGCUUCAAUACAACAGAACCCAAGACUCUCUACACAAGACCUACUAUCAGAUACAACACCUCAACCCCGGAUUGGUUAGAGGAGCUCAAGAAGAGCAACAAAAAGCCUAAAAUUGCCGAUUGGGUGUACUAUUUGUCUGCUGUUGGAGGCGCAUGUGUGGCAUUGCUUAUAGCGAUCUUGUUUUACAAGCGGGUGAUUAAGCCGAUAAGGACACGACGAUUGGAGAAAUUCAUGCAGGAGGAGGCAGCUUGA
Trichoderma virens Gv29-8 is the source of this 699-nucleotide messenger RNA. RefSeq lists its product as uncharacterized. The record is from RefSeq and is a predicted model, not a curated record. Bases 1 to 699 code for a protein of 232 amino acids. Lineage: Eukaryota; Fungi; Ascomycota; Sordariomycetes; Hypocreales; Hypocreaceae. The transcript is spliced from 3 exons.